Molecule: messenger RNA, 1589 nt
Organism: Colletes gigas
Lineage: Eukaryota; Metazoa; Arthropoda; Insecta; Hymenoptera; Colletidae
Product: sodium/bile acid cotransporter 7-like
Exons: 6
Coding region: 439-1467 (342 amino acids)
Cellular component (GO): plasma membrane
Source: RefSeq, a predicted model, not a curated record
GUUCACGUUCUUUAUCGAUUUCCCGAAGUGUUGACCGGGCGUACCGGGUCCUUAGACGCUAAGGAAGUUCGUCGUCACUAUUGUCGAUUUCGAUGCACUCAAUUGUGCCCGGUUUGGCCACAGUGUGUCGGCUCUCUCCACCACUCCGUUCGAUGCUAAGGAAGUUCAUCGUUACUAGUGUUGUCAUCGAUGCACUAAAUUAUGGCAGAUCUGGCCGUACUGUUACUUAUGUUGGGCAGUCGAAAUAUCAAAUGCAAUAACGUCUAGAACAAUUAAACAUUUAUAUAAAAGUUAUAAAUUUUUGAUAUUUUUCAAGUAUUUAGUAAAAGAUACUGGCAAAUCGUAACAAAUACAAAUCUUACAUUUAUUUCUCGUAUAUAGUCGAGAUAAUUUUUCUUAUUCGAUUGUUGUAACAUUCUCGGAUUUAAACGUCUAUCGAUGUACAAUAACGAAUACACCUUAACAAUGUAUCCAAAAUGUACACACGAAGGUCAGCAAAGGAAAAGGCAAAGUGAACUUUUAUACAGAUAUGGAUAUUUUUUAUCAAUGCUUUUAUGUAUGAUACUUGCAUCCCUUAGACCACACCUGGGUAAAACAAACGGUGUAUUGAAUGGGAAUAUUAUUAUUCGAUACUUUGCAGUGCCUUUAACAUACCUAGAAGCAGGGUUGUUGUGUGAUCCAAAAUCUCUCUAUUUAACAUUAAGCAAUUACUCCCUUCUAAUAUUUACAAUGAUCUUUAUCUAUGUCCUAAUGCCCUCUUUGAUGAAGCUUGGAGUAUGUUUCUUGACUUAUGCAGAUGUUAAUAUAUGGAUGUUAAAGGGAAUGGAAGUACUUUACUGUAUGCCACCUCCAUUGAAUACAAAUCUUGUUCUAUGUAGAUUGGCACAAGCAGAUUUGUCAACAAGUAUUGUAAUAACUUUAGUUUCUCAUUUUGCAGGAUUAUUCAUAUCUCCUGUAUUACUGUACUUUGUGUUAGGAGCAUCCACACCUCCUUUGGUCGGCGUUAAUGUCAGAGAAACCAUUUACAGUACAAUUGUACCACUAGCUAUCGGUAUCGCGAUUCAAGUCACUAUUUUAAAGUAUGAUUUUUGUUUUAAAAUUAAGUCGCCAUGGUUUUCUCAAGCAUUGUUAUUAGCUACAGCAUAUCACUGGUUUUGCGAUGCUGUAUCAAUAGAUGCAUCAUCUUUACAAGCCAGUGAUGUGUUAUUAUGCAUACUAAUUGCUUGCGUGGGACAACUCUUUGUUAGCUGCUUGUGUUGGAUUUUGUGCUCUCGAUGGUUACCUCGGGAUAUCUUAUUAGCUGCACUUUUUACAACUACGCACAAGUCAGUGGGUCUUGGCAGCUGGGUUUUACGUGGUGCUUACCACGGUUCGGCUCAUGGUCCGGCAGUGAAUUUGCCGCUGUCUAUACUACCAGUCGCACAAUUACUGUUAGGCAGUUUAUUAGCUAGUUGGUUGUCCCCAUAAUGUGAAUGUUAUGUGAGCAAUUUAAAUAAAUUCGUGUACAUUUUGUUACAAUUAUUUUCCAUUUAAAAUUGCAUGCGUAUUUUACUUGUUUCCCAUUUAAUAUCAAUUCUUCUUUUCAGUUA